Molecule: messenger RNA, 1495 nt
Organism: Cylicocyclus nassatus
Lineage: Eukaryota; Metazoa; Nematoda; Chromadorea; Rhabditida; Strongylidae
Source: the annotation of a GenBank genome assembly
CAAAUAAUACUAGUUGCUGGUUUAGGGUAUGCGCCGGUGGAGUUUGGCGGGGCGCGAGAUAGAAGCAUGUAUCUCUACUGCUUUCUGUAAAAGAUACGCUUCAUCAUCUCCCAAAAUCCAGCGGCCUCCGUAUUACCGUAGAAUUCACAAAUUUGACCGACAACCGAAGAACAUCCUGACGGAAGAAUUUCCAAAUGAAGGAGAUGCUUCCGGAGCUGGUGUACGAUUGUAUGAUUACUAUAAAACUGCUGAGCUAGUCAAUCAACUUCCAACGACAAAGGAGAAGAUUGAUUUUGUUAGUCCAUACGAACGCCCUUGGGCUAGACCAGAGAAAACCUGGCAUCGACCCUGGCAUCCCUCGCUGAUGUCUACUAGGAAGGCCUGGGCGCUACCUCUUGUUCCUGCAUACUUUGAUGUUUUGAAGUAUUACCAAUACCUCACCAAAACCCGCUUAGUAGAAGCUUCUCUUGACAAUUACUAUAGUGGACUUGUCCCACCUACUGCUAGUUACGAGAAAACCGUUCAAGAAAACUUGCGCUCAAUUUUGGAAUCUACCAGAUACGACUCAGAAGACGAGAGGGUAUCUGCUAUCCUAGCUGCCCUUAUAGAUGAAGCCAUUUUCAGUGUUGCUCAUAAUGUUCCUCGAUUAGGAGAUUACAGAGUUGCGUAUGAUGUGCAAAGCGAAUGCUUUUGGGUUCGAUCAGGUUUCAUGUUUCUCUACGACGUGAAAGAAAUAGGGAGCAACGAAAUCACACGGAAAAUACGCAAGAAUUCAAAGUUUAUCGGCGAUGACAGGCGUAAACUCGGCGAGCUGGCAUUCGUGUCCCGCGAUCAGCUGGCAGUUCAGUUGAGAUCGCGUGAACCGUUGGCGUCCUUGCAUUCACUAGAGAGUGAGGAGGCUUGUCAACCAGUCUUUCCAUCCGAAGUUGACAUAAACGAUGUGCUGUACUCCCCGAAGGUAAUGAACCUUUGGCCGGACGAAGAUCCAUUGUGGCAAUGUCCAGGAUACUUCGCUGAGUCAGAGGAAACGCAUAGCUACGGUCGGAUAGGGGCCAAAUCGCUUUCACUUCUGGACGAUCGGUGCGAGUAUUGGGCCCCUAUAGGUGAAGUGCCGGCAGAAGAAAAGACGGAAUUAUGGCAAGAGUGUGCGAAAGCUCAGGCUGUUGCGUCCCUCUUCACGACGCUAUGUGCACAAGCUCAUACUCACGGUUUUACGCAAUAUACGGAUGUGACUCGACCAUUCACGUCACAGAUGAUGCUUUCAAACGGUGUUGAUUUCGUAUUUGCCGUUGGACAACUCAAUACAUUGGCUAUGAAUAUUGAAUGUGAUGGCUUUGAAAAUCCCAGAACCAAUAUAUGCCAUGUUGAGUCUCCUAUAAGAUUAUACGAUGGCUAUAGCGAAGGAAAGUUCUAUCAUAUAUCUCCAGAAGGCGAAAAAGAAGGUCUCAAUUCUAAGGUUCUUCUCAGGAUUCUGCAGAUGUUAUUACGGGAUUGA